Messenger RNA from Silurus meridionalis, 570 nucleotides. RefSeq names its product ribonuclease inhibitor-like. The transcript is spliced from 6 exons. The record is from RefSeq and is a predicted model, not a curated record. Lineage: Eukaryota; Metazoa; Chordata; Actinopteri; Siluriformes; Siluridae. The coding region runs from base 1 to 528 and encodes 175 amino acids. Gene Ontology annotation, molecular function: protein binding.
AUGAAUGUGAAGUACAAUGCUGGGGAGAUCAGCAAUUUCUUGCUUGAGACUAAAGGUUUACCAGGUGUAGAGGUGGAGGAUUAUUUCUCUGAUGGCUUUGCACCAGGAGGAGGCUCAGGAGUGAAGUGUCUCUCUGCUGUACUGGAGAAUCCUCACUGUAAACUGGAGAUACUGAGGUUGUAUGAUUGUGGAGUAUCAGAUGAAGGCUGUGCUGCUCUCGCUUCAGCUCUGAGAUCAAACCCCUCACAACUGAGACAACUGGAUCUGACUGGGAAUAAAGUAGGAGACUCAGGAGUGAAGUUUCUCUCUGCUGUACUGGAGAAUCCUCACUGUAAACUGGAGUCUCUGACGUUGUGUGAUUGUGGAGUAUCAGAUGAAGGCUGUGCUGCUCUCGCUUCAGCUCUGAGAUCAAACCCCUCACACCUCAAAGAACUGUAUCUGACUGAGAAUAAAGUAGGAGACUCAGGAGUGAAGUGUCUCUCUGCUCUACUGGAGAAUCCUCACUGUAAACUGAAGAUACUGGGGUAAGAUCAUCUCUCUGAGAGUCACAUGACCUGCUCCUCAGUAACA